UAAACAGAGCCAGAGCUCCUGCAUUAUUGUGCUUCAACGCCGCAACGCUCCAAUCCAAGUCUAAUCCAGGAAAAAGCAGCUAGCGUUUCUGAUUUAUUUCGCAGUAUGGAACAGCUGAACAGAGAUACGAGAAGCCAUCUGGAAGCUACCACAUAUACUGUAAUUUAUUCCCUAAUGACAGUUUUGUCACUUGCGGGAAACUCACUCGUUUGUCUCUCAUUCUACCGGAACAGAAGAUUACGUACAAUCUCUAAUUUCUACGUGCUUUCUCUGGCAAUAGCCGAUAUAAUCGCGUCUACCUUUUUCUUCCCUUUUUCCACAGUGGCGACGGGCUUACGACGAUGGCCAUUCGGUUACAUCUUUUGUCAGUUCAAUGGUUUUCUUGUGCCGUAUUGGAGUCAGGUGUCCACUUGCAGUCUUGCCAUGGCAUCAGUCAAUCGAUACUUCUGUGUUUUGAAGCCGAGUAAAUACCGCCUGUUCUUCACCAGAAAGAAAGCGGCUCUGUCGAUUGUGGUAAUGUGGGUUUUGCUACUUGUUCAGGCGCUGGCCUUUUUCGCGCUGCCCGUUAUAUACCGCUGGUAUCCCGUCAGCUCAUACUGUCGUGGAACGUUCUUGGAUAAGAUUACGGAAAACAUUUAUUAUGUCUUCUAUGGAUGUUUCUACGUCAUUGCCAUGUCACUAGUAGUAUUUUGUUACAGCAAAGUUUAUCGUGCUAUCAGACAACAUAACAAUGCCGUCAUACCUUCUUUACAAGACGCAAACCGCGUUGGAUCAAGAAGUGCUCAAGAGAUCAAGGCCUCUCGCGUACUAUUUGCUGCUGUCGUUGGGUUUUUCGUUUGCUGGACUCCAGCAAUUGUAACAUUUUUGUUUGAGUUUGGCUUUCUGAUUACUGUUCCUCCCAUUGUACACUCGCUUUAUCCGACCUUGUGUUCUUUCUCUUCUUUGAUUAAUCCUGUUAUUUAUGGCGUCAUGAACAGAGCCAUGCGGAAGGAGUUUGAAAACAUCUUGUUCUGUCGAAAAGAUGGCUAGCCCUCCGACCCACUAUGCGUUAUUUUCAGCAAAAUUGCACACUUUCAAACAGCAAGAAGUGAGUUUAAAAUACACCUAUUUUCAAAGAAAUUCGAGAUGCUUGGAUAUGUGAUGAAACACAGACUCGAGUGUAGACAACCAGCCAUGCGUCGAGUUUCAGGAAGCUACUGAAAACUAUGUAAACAACAGAGUGUUUUUGUAACAAUUCUGUUUGAGUUUGGCUUUCAGAUUGCUGUUCCUUCCAUUGCACACUCGCUGUUCUGCCGGAAAGAUGGCUAA
Orbicella faveolata is the source of this 1308-nucleotide messenger RNA. Its product is annotated as rhodopsin, GQ-coupled-like. Gene Ontology annotation, molecular function: G protein-coupled receptor activity. Lineage: Eukaryota; Metazoa; Cnidaria; Anthozoa; Scleractinia; Merulinidae. The record is from RefSeq and is a predicted model, not a curated record. Gene Ontology annotation, cellular component: membrane. Gene Ontology annotation, biological process: G protein-coupled receptor signaling pathway.